Pimephales promelas (fathead minnow) is the source of this 3802-nucleotide messenger RNA. It is a transcript of the gene st3gal3b, whose product is annotated as ST3 beta-galactoside alpha-2,3-sialyltransferase 3b. Gene Ontology annotation, molecular function: sialyltransferase activity. The record is from RefSeq and is a predicted model, not a curated record. Lineage: Eukaryota; Metazoa; Chordata; Actinopteri; Cypriniformes; Leuciscidae.
GAUCCAAAUAAACCAACCAACACGCAGCUUCACUUUGGUUGCUUUGAGGAGGUGGUGAUAAAGUAUCCUCGCAGAAUUUUACUAAAGAGAGAUGGAUAGUGACGGCGGAGGAAAAGAAAAAUGUGGUCGAUAAUGUUUUAACCCGAAGGUUUUGACGACUGGUGGGGACAGGUGAUGUAAAAACACGGUACCAUGUGAAUGGUUGAGGAACAUGAAGCCUGCACACAAACUACUGUUCGUCCUGUGUCCCAUGCUGGUCUUGGGGUUCAUCUACUACUCUUCUGGGAAGCUCCGUUUGCACGUGUGGGGCCAGAAGCCACGUCCAGAAUCAGGAAAGUUGAGAGACAGUAAGGUGAAUGAGAUCUGGGACCAGAUCCAUAAACAUAGUCAUUAUGACAAAGAUGUGACGCCCACAGUAAAAGUCAGUAAAGUCACAAAAAAUACUGUCAAAUCCCCAGAGACCAAAGAGCCGGUGGUGGAGGGUCCUGUCUCCGUGGGACGAACAGUAGGCUCAGUGUUUGAUAAGCAAGGGUUCUUGCUGAAUCUGGACUCUAAGCUGCCUCCGGAGUUGGUGUACAAGUAUGGAAACCUCAGUGAAGGGUCCUGCAAACCUGGCUAUGCAGCUGCCAAAAUGACUGCUAUCUAUCCAAAGUUUAGUAAGCCAGCUUCCAUGUUUCUGGACCGAAACUUUAGGCGGCUUGCAAAAGUUACCAACUAUUUACCUCCAUUUGGAUUUAAAACACAAGAAAGAAUCAUAGAUGUUAUAUUAUCUUCCACAAAGAAUUAUGGACUGGGUCCAAAUUUGGAUAGUUUGAGUUGUAAAAGGUGUGUAAUAGUAGGUAAUGGCGGUAUCCUUAGCAACAAGUCUUUAGGAUCCCGCAUCGACGAAUACGAUGUUGUAGUAAGACUCAACGAGGCCCCAGUGAAUGGUUACACCAGAGAUGUAGGCACUAAGACCACCAUGAGGAUCACCUAUCCCGAGGGGGCCAUCCAGAAGCCUGAACGCUAUGAAAAAGAUUCCCUCUUUGUCUUCUCUGCUUUCAAACCUCUCGACUUUAAAUGGUUGAGACAGAUGGUCAACAGAGAGAAACUGCAGGGAACAGAGGGCUUCUGGAAGUCUGUAGCGCACUAUGUGCCCCGGGAUCCCUCUGAGAUACGGAUCCUCAAUCCCUUCUUCAUACAAGAAGCUUCUUUCCAGUUUAUUGGCCUUCCACAGAACAAUGGCCUCAUGGGUAAAGGGAACAUUCCAACGUUGGGUACUGUCGCCAUAACGAUGGCUCUACAUAACUGCGACGAGGUCGCCGUGGCUGGAUUUGGCUAUGACAUGAACACCCCUCAUGCACCCUUGCACUACUACGAAACAGUCAAAAUGUCUGCCAUAAAAGAGUCUUGGACUCACAACAUCUCAAAGGAAAAGGAGUUUCUUCGCAAGUUGGUGAAGGCCAACAUCAUCACAGACUUAACCAAUGGGAUUUGAACCUCCCAAGGUAGGUGCCUUCCUUGGAGAACUUGAAAGCGGAAACCCUGGACCAGACAACACUGAAGAGCGUAAUUUCCGAGGUGGGAGCGAUUGCACACGUGCCUUCUUACCGACAGGCUUCCUCUGAGUGGAACGUUGAAGGGUUCUUCAAUAUCUCAGAAGUCAAUCCUUGUUGGAGUACAGAUUUGGAGUGGAGACUUUGAGGGGACCAACACAAUGUGCUUGAGGAGCGAGUCGAAACAUUAUCUGAUUGUGCCAAAUGUACCUCUAACAGAGGAGACGCCCCUCCUCUCCUGCCUGAAUGUAUUAACGGUGUAAAUAUCAAAGAUUUUUUUUACAGUGCAUUUCAAUGCUACGGCCCCUGCCUUCACACGUGAUUCUCCGUCCGGGGCACUCCUGCGUAUCCUGCCACAGUGUGUGGAAGGGCAGAGGCAGGUCUUUGAUUCAGCCCUUCUUCUGAGCACAGGAGGCUCAUUAUCUCCUGAAUGUGAGCGCAUUAUAUUACAGCUUCUUUUGUUGAGGAAAGGAGCUCAAUAUCUAAGUUAUUUAUUUUGGUGAAUAGAUGAAGGCUUUUUUUCCCCUUUCUUUUAUGUAAGCCACAUUUACAAAAUAACGUGUUGUUAUAAAUACACACUACAGUUUACUUGAGGUGGGAGACUGAGUACUUAUUAGGGAUGCACAGAUACCAUAUUUUUUCCUAUUUAAUUACAAAACUUGAAUUGUUAUUCCUUAUUGGGAUUCCUCACUAGCUUCAUAAAAACACAACUUCAGUAUAAUUAAACAAAAAACAGAUACAUGCAUACAUAUUCUAUGCUAUUAUUCAAAAGUUUGGGAUCUGUAAGAAAAAAAAAAUAUUCAACAAGGAUUCAUGAUAUUGAUCAAAGGAGGCAGUAAAGACUAAGCUACAUUGUUAAAGGGGUCAUAUAAUGGUACAUGCGCUUUUUCAAGUUUUUGUUUUAAUCUUCGUACUGUAUAUGUUUUUCCCUGCCUCAAAUCGAGCCGUUCGACUGUGUGACGUCACGCAGUCGGAUGCUCCACCCACGGUUUUUGAUUGACAGCAGCGUUUCAACACAGACCCGUGUGGUGAUCUGUGGAAACUUUGUUUUUGUCCAAACAGAAACAACCAUGGUACGUACAAUAUCGGAUUCGGAUCUAUAUCUGAUCUGACAAAAAAAUGUCUGUCUUUGCUGAUACAAUCCAGGGGUGUGUUUCCCAAAAGCAUGGUCUUUAUCAGCGUAGUUCAAGUCUGUGUUUCCCGAAACAAUACUUCCACGAUCAUUCGCAAACAGCUUCGCAAGUUUGUUUGGUUGGAACGACAGCUCGACCUGUGGUUAGAAGCAGAGUGUCUUGCUUGCAAGACUUGGACUUCAUAUAUCAUUAUUUUGAGCCUAAUAAGCAAUCUGAUACUCAGUACAAUCUCUUUGGCUUUUAUUUAGAAUACAUACAAAUGUCAUUUACUGUACGUCUUUUAGCUUGUUGAGAUUUUAAGCACCGCUUUUGAAGAGUGAGAACAUGCGCUAGUGAGAACAAGCCUAUGAUUGAAUCUGGAAAUAACGCUAAAUAACUGAGAAAAAUAAGAGCUAGUCCUCAAAUGCCAUGUCCGUAAUCUAGCAUUAAUUCGAUCUCAUACAGAUUCAUUAAAAUGAGUUAUUACUCCACCACCUGCGUGACAUCAUUAACCAACGUGGUUGAACUCAUGACCAGCUAGUUGAUGUCUUCAACGAUGGUACUAAAGCAACGAGUUACGGUGCAUCCCUAGUUCAGACAGACCUCUAAAUCACCUGACGUAAUAGUACACUGCCAUCCUGAAUUCAGACCAAUACACUAAGAAGAACCAUUGGCUUUUUUUUUAAUGCACUUCAAGAUAAGAAAAGUCACAGAUAUUUACAAAAGAGAUUUAGUUGGUUUUGUACUUUUUGGGUGGCUAUUUUAAGGAGUAGGCCUACUGUUUCAGUGCUUUAUGGUUUUAUAUUUUGAGCUGUGAGCUUUCAGAGCAGCUACUGGACACCUAGCAUUGCACUGGCCAUCAGAGUUCAUCAUAUUACACUACACCUGGUUCUCAGUUCAUCAAGAUCCCACAACAGGAAGGAGUCGUCAUGUCAACCUCCUAAUUGAAAGACAUUUUAAAGAGUUCUUUGCUCUUGUAGAAUGGUGCAUUUACACUGUGCAGUAUGCCACCAAUCAGCAUUAUAAUAAUGAUCAUUUGGAGUUAGAAGGAAAUACUAAAGUGUUAUUGUUUCUUUUAUAUAUAUAUAUAUAAUAUAAAUAUAUCUUCAAGUUGUAAUAAAAUUAAUGUGUUGGGUAGUUUUUGCCCUAAAUUGA